Molecule: messenger RNA, 1682 nt
Organism: Arachis ipaensis
Lineage: Eukaryota; Viridiplantae; Streptophyta; Magnoliopsida; Fabales; Fabaceae
Molecular function (GO): protein binding
Source: RefSeq, a predicted model, not a curated record
AGGCUCAGCCCAAUCAACUGUAUGACAGGCCAAGCCUGUUAAGAGCAAAGCCUGGCCUGGCCUGUUUCCACCCCUAGGUACAACAGCCGUACAGCAAUUGAUUAAUGAAUACUUUGUGAGGAUUCUUCAGUCUUCACCAAUCACUGCCGCAAGCCCGCAAUCCCCGUCCAUAUCACCACCUUCAUUAUCGCCAUGAAUUUCAUACCCUUGCGGCGAGCGUAGCUGCUGCGUUCUUCACUCAUCAAUGAUGUUGCGUUCAUCAACAAGAGCUUCUCUGCGCUUCCUUCCGCAGCAAUCUCAAUUUGGCAAUGUGGAUUAUGCUAUUUGGUUUGUUGACCACAUGGAUAACAUGGGAUAUCAACCCGACGCCCACACGUUUGGAGCAAUUAUAAAUGGAUUGUGCAAGAUGGGCAACACCCCUGCUGCCAUUGCCAUUCUAAGGAAGACGGAAACAAGAAACUGCAAACCAAGUGUUGAUGUUACGGGUUAUAAUGCAAUUGUGGAUAGUCUUUGCAAGGAUGGGCUGCUAUCUGAGGCUUUGAGUCUAUUCUCCGAAAUAACAACGAAAGGUAUACAACCCAGUACUAUCACUUACAAUCGCUUGAUUCAAGGGCUCUUUACUUUCAGCAGAUGGCAGGAGGCUGCGUCUUUACUGAGCGAGAGGAAACAAAAGGGAAUUAUGCCGGAUACGCAUACUUUUAAUAUUUUAAUGGAUGCUCUUUGUAAAGAGGGAAAGAUUUCGAGUGCUAGAGCCAUACUUGGUCAAAUGGUACGAAUGGGAAAGGAGCCCGAUGUGGUCACCUAUAACUCGAUGAUUGCUGCUUAUUGUUCCCAGGAUCAAAUGGAGGAGGCCAUGAAAGUAUUUGAUUUGAUGGUUCACAAGGGAUGCGUACCAGAAGUCUACACUUAUAAUUCAUUAAUCCAUGGGUGGUGCAAGAUCAAAAGGAUUAAUAAGGCUAUUUAUCUCUUGGAUGAAAUGAUCGAUAAAGGUUUAAAUCUGAGUGUUGUGACUUGGAAUACUCUUAUCCAUGGAUUUUGCAAAGUGGGUAAACCGUUAGCUGCUAAAGAAUUGUUUUUUACAAUGCACAAAUUUGGUCAAUAUCCCGAUCUAUCGAGCUGUGCCACUAUAUUGGAUGGCCUAUUCAAAUGUCAUUUGUUUUCUGAUGCAAUAUCAUUAUUUAGAGAAAUGGAGAAGAAUAAUUUGGAUCUUAAUAUUGAAAUUUACAAUGUGGUGCUCGAUGGAAUGUGCCGUGCUGGAAAACUGAAUGAUGCGUGUGAACUCUUCUCUUGUAUGCCAACAAAAGGCUUGAAACCUGAUCAAUAUACAUAUACAAUAAUGAUCCAAGGUCUAUGCAGGGAAGGACUUCUGAUUGAUGCUGAAGAGCUGCUGAUGAAUAUGGAAGAGCAUGGCUGCUUGCCAAAUAGCUGCACAUAUAAUGUCUUCAUCCAAGGAUUACUACCACGAAAUGAUGUUCUGAAGUCAAUAAAAUAUUUUCAAAUUAUGAAAGAAAAAGGUUUUGCAGCAGAGGCUAGAACCAUGGAAUUGCUUGUAGAUUACCUCUCUAAGCACAAAGGAGAGAAUGCUUUUCAAGAAUUUGUGCAGAAAAUUGUUUGAAUAUAUCAAUAUAACCUCUUAGUUCUUCAUUUGAAUUGAGGAUUUGAUGUUGUGUAGAAACUGAUAC